UUUUUUAUUGUAAUCUUAUAAUUUUGACUUUUUAACACCUCUGAAUCAGUUGAAACAUCUCCUUAGAGCCCACACAGUUGGCAGCAGUCAGCACACUGCUUUCGGUAUGCGUUGUCAAUGGUUGUAACAGUAUUCGUGAUUUGAUCAUCAUAAAGGUGGAAGCUGGUACCCUACCUGCUUUACCACAUUGAAGACGAAUUGUCCAUUGUCUUUGAAGUUUGUGGAAGAUGCUUAUGAAACGUCUCUUUUCAUCUUCACAUGUCUUUUCCUCGUCCUCCGCUUCUUCGAAUUUGCUUAAAAUCGGAAGCGUUUUGAAGCAAGCUAGGACAUUUGCAGAUGAUGAUGUUCUUGGUUAUUCUAAGCUGACCCAUGACGCCAAUCCAUUGCACUUUGAUGCUGAAUGCGCCAAGAAUGCUGGUUUCACUGACUGCCUUGUUCCUGGGAUGCUUGUUGCUUCCUUAUUUCCCAGGAUUAUUGCUGCCCAUUUUCCAGGAGCUAUCUAUGUUUCACAAACUUUGCACUUCAAAUUACCUGUUUAUAUAGGAGACGAGAUCAUUGCUGAGGUACAGGCAGUAAGCAUCAGACAAAUCAAAAACAAGUACAUCGCAAAGCUGUCAACAAAAUGUAUCAAACGUGAUGGUCCUCUGGUUAUAGAUGGUGAAGCAACAGCAAUGUUACCAUCUCUGGUCAUGGAACCACCAAACUUGGAAAUUACUUCCAGCUAAUCGGUAACACCUUUGCUUGUCAGUUAAAACAUUCUAGAGCUGCACGAGCUUCUCUUAAGAGAAAUACGAAGGGAAUUUCCCUGCGUAUUGCCUGGAUCAUUUGCAUCAACAAGUUCUACAGCAUAGAUGUCAUUCAGUUCAAAGUCUUUUAAGUUUUCCUAGUGAUUAGCAAAUGCUCAUACUUUGUUCUUACUGAUCGAUGUUAGAUUUGACUCUGGUACUUGCUGCCAAACAAAUGUCCUUGCACUAAAACUGUCAUUUGAGCAUAAAAUCUUUAUGGAGUCUUGAAUUUCGAUUCCUUUUGACUCCACCCAAUAGAGAUAUAUUCUGCGUA
Messenger RNA from Solanum lycopersicum (tomato), 1059 nucleotides. Its product is annotated as (R)-specific enoyl-CoA hydratase. Gene Ontology annotation, biological process: fatty acid biosynthetic process. NCBI's taxonomy places the organism in Eukaryota, Viridiplantae, Streptophyta, Magnoliopsida, Solanales, Solanaceae. The record is from RefSeq and is a predicted model, not a curated record. Gene Ontology annotation, molecular function: (3R)-hydroxyacyl-[acyl-carrier-protein] dehydratase activity. Gene Ontology annotation, cellular component: mitochondrion.